CUUUUCUCUCUCCCCUUAUGCCAAGGCCCCAGAGGCAGAGGCACAGGACCACUUGAAGGAGGGGAAAGCCACAAGCAGACACAAGUCUAGGAAGGAAAAGCCAGACUCCCCCCAGAGCCUGAAAAGUCUCCGGCAUCACUCCCCAAAAACACCCCGAAGUUCACCUGAACCAAUGAAAAGCCGACUAAAGAGGGACUCAACCCUCGAGAGACCUGCCAGGCUGAGAAGGUUCCGCUGGAUCGUUCCUGCCCACGGCGAGGUGGAACUGAAGAUCCGCUUCAGCCCCACAGUGCCAGGGCAGUUUGACCAGCUGAUGAACUUUGAGAUCCUGGGGUCAAAGCGCCUGUACCAGUUACCCUGCAGUGCCACUGCCCUGUACCCCAGCAUCAGCCAGAACCCAUGGCUGGUGUUUCCUCACUGGAGGAAGAGCAAGGAGAAGGAGGACAUCAUCUCCAAGGAAUAUGUCAUGAGCACAAAGCAGUUCCACUUUGGACCGCUGCUUUGUGGCAAGUCAAGAGAGUGGUACAAGGCACAGAACUGCCCCGACAACAGCGAAAAGUUAACCAUCCUCAACAACUCCCCCAUGGAGGCAGAGGUCCAUUUCUCCUUUGAGAGUGACAGCAAAGGAGAGACAUUCCUUUUGGACCCUCCCAGCAUGAGGCUGCAGCCCAAAGAGAAGAAGAAGCUGAGUGUUUGGGCGUACCCGACUUCUGCUGGCCUCCUGGAAGACAGUCUCGUCUGCUGGAUCAAGGACAACCCGGAGCCAGUGGUCUUCUGAAUGUGCUGCGAAGGGGUGCAUGUGAAGCUGGGGGUCAGUCCCCAGGAGCUGCAGUUCAACAAGCUGCUUCUGCACAGGACUGACACCCAGACCCUGGUCCUGAGAAACGACAGCCCACUGCCCAUGGCAUGGCAUCUCAGUGGGCUGGACGACCUUGGAGAUGACUUCUGUGCAUCACAAGGCAGGGGCAUCGUUGGCCCCCGCACAGACUUUGAAGUGAAACUGGAUUUCAAGGCCGAGAAGAUUGGCAUCACAAAUAAGAUCAUCCGACUGGAGGUUUCAGAUACAGAAAACAUCCUGGGCAUUGUUCAGGCUGAAACCAUCAAAGUCUCUGUGGAGGUCUAGGAUGUUAAUCUGAGCAUCAACAUGCCUGAAGGUCCAGAUGGCAGCUUGGAAUUUGGAACCAUUAAUGUCCUUGAUAAUAAAAAGGAAGUCCUGAGCCUGCAGAACAAAGGCUUAUAUGACAUUGAGUACAGUUUCAAGCUGACCACUGGAAGUGCCAAGAGGGGCGACUUGGAAUCUCCCUUCACUGUCCGGCCGCAGAGGGCUGUGCUGAAAGCCUCCCGGCCACCUGUGAAAGUUGAGGUCCUCUUCCACCCCACGACUGAAGUGUUUCUCGAGAGCAAACCCAUCCUGCUCUGCCAGGUCAUUGAUCUCAAAUCGGGUCAAGGAGGCGAGACCGUUGCCACCAUCCCAGUGAGGGUGUCGGCCAGAGCCGUGUACAGCAAGUACAGCAUCGAGCCUGCCUCGCCCAUCG
This is a messenger RNA of Corapipo altera (White-ruffed manakin), 1535 nucleotides long. RefSeq names its product hydrocephalus-inducing protein-like. Lineage: Eukaryota; Metazoa; Chordata; Aves; Passeriformes; Pipridae. Gene Ontology annotation, biological process: axonemal central apparatus assembly; cilium movement. The record is from RefSeq and is a predicted model, not a curated record. Gene Ontology annotation, cellular component: axoneme. The transcript has 10 exons. Bases 173 to 778 code for a protein of 201 amino acids.